Messenger RNA from Exophiala dermatitidis NIH/UT8656, 1308 nucleotides. RefSeq lists its product as uncharacterized. The transcript has 3 exons. Gene Ontology annotation, biological process: regulation of transcription by RNA polymerase II. The record is from RefSeq and is a predicted model, not a curated record. Gene Ontology annotation, cellular component: nucleus. NCBI's taxonomy places the organism in Eukaryota, Fungi, Ascomycota, Eurotiomycetes, Chaetothyriales, Herpotrichiellaceae. Bases 1 to 1308 code for a protein of 435 amino acids.
AUGGAAUUACCAGAUUCUUCUCUGAAUGAUCGAAAAUAUCCUCCGGACUAUAAUGUCCCUCGCUGUUCCGAGCCUACAGACCUUGACCGCUUUCAUGCAGCUGCCUUUCGAGCACCGAAUUCAGAUAGCGAACAAAUCUACUUCCCAAUCUCAUCUCAGUUUCAUCCGCUCGACCAAGCUGUGACGGCUGUGCCUGCAAUGGCGACACCUUAUGUCCCUGUUGCAGGAACACAAUCCCUCGCAAACCCUUCUGACAAUGGGCAAUUCAAUGUCUCCCAGUCUUGGGGUCAAGUGGAAGGCAUCUACUCGAUGAAUAAUGCGCCAACGCCAUCACCAGUCGUCCCGUUUCCCGCACCAUUCAGUUCUUUUACGACCAUCGCACGCGACGCUCUUGUCAGCCCUGAACUACAAUGCCGCAUAUGUCGCGCGCGAUUCAAGAGGCGCGGGUCUCUCAGAAGCCACAUGAGUACGCACAAAGCACACCGGGAGUUGUUACCCUGUCCGCAGGCGGGAUGUUCGAGAAGCUUUCUGCGGGCUGGUGAUCGAACCCGCCAUGUCAAAAGCAAGCAUUCUCACCCCCAAAAGUAUCCGUGUCAGUAUUGUGGGAACGGCUACUCUCGGCCGGAUUUGCGAGACCGGCAUGAAAAGAAUUACUGCGAGACACGACGACAACAACUCCAAGCGAUGAUGGCCGCAGAAGCGGUAGUAGCUGCUGCUGCUGCUGCUGCUACGUCCUGUCAACACAGCGAGAUGUCGGGCUAUGUACCGACUCCAUCUUUGAGCACAUCGCCUCUAUCAACUUCCACUGCCAUGACUGCUCCACCGACUCCACAACCUCUGCCUCUGAUAUCUGACGCACAAGAUGGACAUGGACAAUCACAAUGGUACAAGAGAUCUUUCCCUGCACCUGCGUUUUCAACGGACGCAAGUUUGCAACAACAACCAUAUGAUGUCCUUGACAACCCCGAGAUCCCUCCUUCGGGCGGAAGCGGAAUGCCAGUGGUCCAAUUCUUCACCAGUGAACAUGCCGACCAGGUCCAGGUGCAAGAGGGGCAAGGACAUUACAUGGUCCAGGGAUCCUCGUGGCCCUCUUUACCGCUCGAUUGUGGUGGCGGACCAAGAUAUAGAUAUCUCGCCUCAACAUCGCAUGAAGGCGGAAAUACCCCUACGUUACCAUAUUAUGGCAUGGACCCAAACGGCGCGGCACCGGCCAUCAUGUGUGUGACUGCUUGUGGGGAUGCCGGCUUGACCGCGUACGUCGACGCUGACAUGGUCUCGCAAGGGAAUGUGGGAAUAGCUUGGCUUUAG